ACAUUUGAACUUUAGCCACUAAGUAGAAUAACGGCCAUCCGUAGGUCAAAAUUGGUACUUGAAUCCAAUUGAUCACGUCUCAUCUGAUGCUCCGAAGUCUUCAAUUCAGCAUUCAAUCUGGCGGAAGAGAAGCUCUCUUUCCUGCUCAAACGCCAAUCUAUUGAUGUGAGAGCCGUUCAUGGGUUGUCUUUGAAGAUGGGUUUUCUCCAAUCCAUCUUUCUUUGCAACAAUAUCAUCCAUGCUUACACUGAACGCAUCUCAAUCGAGGAUGCCCGGACACUGUUCGGUGAAAUGACUGAACCAAAUGUAGUCUCAUGGACUAACUUGAUUUCUGGUUAUGCCCACAUGGGGAAAUUGACACAGGCAGUAGCUCUCUUUAGAAGAAUGCAAAAACACAACAAUGGAGAAGGAAAAGAAGAUAGAUGCAUUCCUAACUGCUUCACUUUUGGAAGCAUUCUUAAAGGGUGUACUCAUACAAAAGACCUGCAAACUGGGAUGCAAAUUCACUGUGCGACUGUUAAAUAUGGGUUUGAAUCUGACACAUUUAUAGCUAGCACACUUGUUCACAUGUAUGCUAAGUUUGGGCAAAUUGAGAGCUCAUGGAAGGUCUUUGCUCAGACCGAAGACAAAGAUGUGGUAACUUGGACUUCCAUGGUCACUGGUUUUGCCAACCAUAUGCAUCCAGAGUUCAAGAAUGCUGCAUUUAUUCUCUUCAAAGACAUGAUUAGAAAUGGGAUUUGGCCUCUAGGUGUUACCAUUUUUAGUCUAAUAAAGGUCUUUAAUGAGCCCACAAGACUUAACCAGGCAAAGCAAGUGCAUGGCUGUUUAUUAAAGCUUGGGAUUGAAGUUGAUUGUCAGCUGGGAAGUUCUCUAGUUGACAUGUAUGGUAAGUGUGAGGGAAUUGACGAAGCAAUCAAGAUCUUUUUGAGGCUUGAUCAAAAGGAUGUCGUUUCUUGGACUUCAUUGUUAGUUGCUUACUUGAAUAAUGGGCUCUAUGUGGAAGCUAUCAAUGUUUUCCGUAGGAUGGUGGUGGAGAAGAUACCGGUUGAUCCAUUUGUAGUUGCUGGGGUUGUUGGUGUUUGUUCUGGUCUAGAGAAAAUGGUGUCUGGAAAGGAGGUCCAUGGAUUUGCCAUAAGAAAGGGUUUCAUCUCAGAUGUUGCAGUUGGUAAUUCAAUUAUUACAUUCUAUGGUAGGUGGGGGGAUGUUAAAAAGGCAAAAAUUGUUUUUCAGGGCAUGGAGGUUCGAGAUGCUAUCUCAUGGACGGCAUUACUAUCUUGUUUCACACAGACUGGUUUUGGAGAAGAAGCCCUCUUUUUGUUUCAGAAAAUGUGUCUCACAGGUCUUAGCUUGCCUGUAUUCAUUAUCACCUGUGCAAUAAAGGCAUGCUCUACAAUUGCAAGCCUGUCUGUAGCCAAUCAGCUCCAUUCAAGGACUAUCAAGAUGGGGUACUGCGAGGAUCUUUCAGUCAGAAAUUCUCUUAUUGCAAUGUAUGCAAAGUGUGGGGAUAUAGAUAUUGCUUUGAGGCUCUUUAAUUCCAUGAGUAGGAGAGACACUAUCUCAUGGAAUGCUAUAAUUGCAGCACUUUCACAGCACGGCUUUGGAAAAGAAGCUCUUGAACGGUUUCACAUUAUGAAAAUGGAAGGCUUCCAACCUGACAACUUCACUUUACUUGGAGUUCUAGUUUCUUGCAGCAACAUCGGUCUGGUCAAUGAGGGAUAUGAAUACUUCAAAUCCAUGACCAUAGAUUACAAUUUGAAGCCUAAAAUGGAGCACUAUGCCUCAAUUGUUAGUCUGCUUGGUCGAGCUGGGUCCAAGGAAACAUAAAGAUGGGAAAAUUUGCAGCAGAGAAGAUCUUGCAGAUGAAGCCAGAGGAUCCUUCUGCAUAUAUUCUUCUGUCAAGCAUUCAUGCUUCAAU
This is a messenger RNA of Telopea speciosissima, 1915 nucleotides long. Its product is annotated as pentatricopeptide repeat-containing protein At4g13650-like. Gene Ontology annotation, biological process: RNA modification. Lineage: Eukaryota; Viridiplantae; Streptophyta; Magnoliopsida; Proteales; Proteaceae. Gene Ontology annotation, molecular function: RNA binding; protein binding. The transcript is spliced from 2 exons. Bases 196 to 1824 code for a protein of 542 amino acids. The record is from RefSeq and is a predicted model, not a curated record.